Molecule: messenger RNA, 1110 nt
Organism: Exaiptasia diaphana
Lineage: Eukaryota; Metazoa; Cnidaria; Anthozoa; Actiniaria; Aiptasiidae
Product: zinc finger ZZ-type and EF-hand domain-containing protein 1
Exons: 10
Coding region: 1-1110 (369 amino acids)
Source: RefSeq, a predicted model, not a curated record
AUGUCAUUACAAUCUUGCAGGAAUAAUUUGUUGUUUUUUUCCAGGAAACCUCUACCAGAGAUACCAAAAGAGAUUCCACAGGAUGUUAUCAUUGAUGUUGGUGUUGUUCGUUAUUCUAACAAAGACAGYAACCCAAAAGCAAUGGAAGCAAAGCCUGAGCAAGAAGAUGUUGCUCAAAAACUUAUACCAACAAUGAGUGAUUCUGAGUUGGCGGAGACUCGACAGAAACAAGCCCGCACUAAAUCAGCGGAGUUACUCAAGAAUGAUUUGGAAAAGGAGAGAAAACCUGGAUGUACAGACUACUUGGUGAAAGUSAAUUUAGCGCUGUCAAUCAUCUAUGCUCGUCACCUAUUGGCUGCCUUGCUGUCUGACUGGCAUGAGAAUCACGUGAUCAACGUUGAACUUCUAGACAAUAGCGAUGAAGUCCAGUUGGUUGGUUUGUUAGAUAUCAUCCAGAGAAUGGAAGACAAGGAAACGUUUGAAAAGGUUGUUUCCAAUGUUGUUCGAUAUGGUGAUGCACAACUCGUUCAACCAUUAUCAAUUKCUGCAACWCACUGCAUGGGAGAAGAGAUGYUAUCGUCACAAACUAGAGAAUCUGAACACGAUUACAAGAAUGACACAACUAUGGAGGGUAAUGUGAGUAUCCCAGGCGCCUCAACUCUUUAUGUUAAAUUUGAUCCAAGAUGUGCAACCGAGGAGGCCUGUGACGAGCUUGUGGUGGCUACGUCAUCUGAUUUAAAACAGAACAGACACGUGUACAGUGGUCCGCAGGGUCGAUGGAUCGAUGUUGAAUUACCAGGUGAUAUUUUGUACUUUAAGUUUACAUCAGACAGCACUACUAACGACUGGGGCUGGAAGUUUGUUGUUUAUGGUGGCCAACAAGGAAGGUUUAAAACAGGCUUCUCUGUCCUUAAUGCGCUUCUCUUGCUUGAUAAUCAAAUUGCAAGCCAAGCUGUUGAUAGUGUUGGUUCCCAAACUGGUCCAUUAGAGGCCGCACACAGACCUGAUCUACGGCUAUUGAGACCAUUGUGGGCAUUAUACACCAAGAUGCUUGAAAAAGAAAGUGAAAUUGAAAGACAGUUGCUAAGACAACAUUUGACCGCUGAAUAA